AUGGGACUCUCAGCUGAGGUUGGAAGGCGCAGGCAGGCGCCCUGGAGAGAAUUCACAGAGAGGCACAGGACGGAACCCUCCAAGGAAAGAAGAAGGGCCCCCAGAAAGGAGUGCUCUAGGGGCUCCAGGCAGCCGAGGAAACGCGGACGUGAGCACCGUGAUUGCACUCCCAGGUGCACCAACGCUGCCAGAGUGAACAGAAGCGGAGCCCGCAGAGCGCCAGGCUAUGCCGGGAGAUGGAUCACGAUGAAAAACAGAGCCAGAGCAUGGCGGGAACUUUCCGAGAGGGCAUGUUGUUUCCAGGCGGUUCCACCUUCUAAUAUGAAACAGUCUUGGUUGAUUUUCCUUGAUACUACUUUAUCCUCGGCCUGGUUGUUGGCAAGUAGCUACCCGCGUCUGUACACGCCCUUGAUUAGUUUCCACUGCAUGUGUUUUAACGCAGUGCUCCUUUUUCCACGUUUAUUUGGGCCAACCCUGUCUGUAAAGAUCCAGUUUAAUACAAAUUUGAGUCUAGGUGCUAUAGCCUGGAAAUGUACUAAAGGCACUACAACAUAUUGCUGA
Rhinopithecus roxellana (golden snub-nosed monkey) is the source of this 561-nucleotide messenger RNA. RefSeq names its product putative transcriptional regulator encoded by LINC00473. The transcript has a single exon. Bases 1 to 561 code for a protein of 186 amino acids. The record is from RefSeq and is a predicted model, not a curated record. NCBI's taxonomy places the organism in Eukaryota, Metazoa, Chordata, Mammalia, Primates, Cercopithecidae.